AUGUCACAGAUGUCGGUGCAAAGUCGGUAUGUUUCGAAAACCUUCUUUUUCUUCUUCUUCUUCUUCUUCUUCUUCUUCUUCUUCUUCUUCUUCUUCUUCAUAACUCACGAUAAUUCUUCUUCUUCUUCUCUGAAACAAGUAAGUAACCCCCCCUCUCUCUCUCUCUCUCUCUCUCUCUCUCUCUCUCUCUCACGCAUAUAUUCUUACUCGCUCACUCACUCACUCACAAGUCUGAAAGUCCUUUACCAUCUUUUCUUUCUUUUUCACUCUUUUUACUCAUUUCUUUCUCUCUCACUCUGUGCUUUUUACACAACUUACUCCUCCUCUUUUUCUCACGCUUAUUCUCUCAAUAUAUCUGCAAUCUUUCUUUCUUUUCCAUGGCGUCCAUUAAUCACCGUUUCCAACCACAUUCUGCGAUAUUUUUUUUCUUAUGACUCUACAGAAAUGCUACCCCCCACCCCACAUACACACCGUUUUUUAUUCAUUCCACCUUACAAACUACGCAACAGACAAAAUUUUUCCUACCUGAUAUUAUUUCUUCUUUGCAAUUGUUUUCUCCCACCCUGUCUACCCGUUAUUCACAGCCCACUAUCCACUUUCCUCUUCGUCCUCUCUCUCUCUUCCUUAUUCCUACACUCCGCCUCUAAGUGUAUUUUCCGGUGUGAACACUGUCCGUCCCACAAUUCUUUGCAACCAUUAUUUGUUUAUUCCUUUAGUUAUUCUUUCUUUGUGACCACGACCAUCAGAGAGCAGAAGACACUAUCUUUCGACCUCUCCCUACCGGACAAUUAUAUUUCCGCCCAUUUAACCAAUGUAAUCACUGACUGUACAUGUUUUCUUUUUUUUUUUUUUUCUUUUUUUUUUUACGCUUUUUGUCUUUUUUUUUUUUUCAUUUUUCUUCCACUUGUGCUUAGCUUACUUUUUUCUCUACCACAUUUUUUUUGUUUUUUAUUAUCCAAUACUUUUAAACUUUUUUAUCCCCUUCUUCUUCUUCUUCUUCUUCUUCUUUCUCUCUUUCGUUUUCCUUUUUUUCUUCCUUUUUAUUGUUUUAUCGUGCUUUUCUCUUUUCCUUUUAUUGUUCUCUUCUUUUGUUUUUAUUCUUUCUUUUUCAUUCCUUUUUUUACUGAUCUCUCUUUUUUUGUCUUUUCCUUAUUUUUUCUUUCUACUUUUCUCUCCUUUUUAGACUUUCAUUCUUCUUGUGUUUUUCUUUCUUUUUUCUUUCUAAUAUUUAUUUUUUCUUCGUUUUCAAAUUUGUUACCUUUUUCUUUGUCUUAG
Molecule: messenger RNA, 1275 nt
Organism: Acanthosepion pharaonis
Lineage: Eukaryota; Metazoa; Mollusca; Cephalopoda; Sepiida; Sepiidae
Source: the annotation of a GenBank genome assembly